Coniophora puteana RWD-64-598 SS2 is the source of this 1464-nucleotide messenger RNA. Its product is annotated as cytochrome P450. Bases 1 to 1464 code for a protein of 487 amino acids. Gene Ontology annotation, molecular function: monooxygenase activity; iron ion binding; oxidoreductase activity, acting on paired donors, with incorporation or reduction of molecular oxygen. Lineage: Eukaryota; Fungi; Basidiomycota; Agaricomycetes; Boletales; Coniophoraceae. The record is from RefSeq and is a predicted model, not a curated record. The transcript is spliced from 10 exons.
AUGAUCAUGACUUUGUCUCUAUCCCUCAUUCUCCCUUUCUUAUUUCUUUGUUGGAUAAUUGGUAGAUACACGGCUGCUAAGCUCAGAAGCAAGCACUCGCUUCCCUUGCCACCAGGUCCAGAUCAGCUACCGAUCUUGGGCGCUGCUCUACAAGUCAAUACCAAUAAUCCGUGGUUGACGUACGGACAGUGGGAAGCCAAGUAUGGGGAGAUUGUCAGCUGCCGCUUCUUCGGCAACCAGGUAGUGAUACUGAACUCUGAAAGAGUUGCGGAUGACCUCCUGGAGCGUCGCUCUCGCAUAUACUCUGAUAGAGCUGAAGUCUCGACAGUCAAUAUGUCCGGAUGGGAUUUUGACUUCGUAUUUGACCGCUAUGGUAACGAUUGGCGUCUGCAUCGGCGACUCUUUCAACAAUCUUUCCGUGAACAAAAAGUUCCAGAUUAUCAGCCAACGCAACGUGCUGCUGCACAUCGCCUGCUGAUUAACAUGAGCAAUAGUCCCGCGGAGAAGUUGUGGGGCCUCCUAUCACUAUGUACUUCGUCUGCAAUUUUGUCUAUAGUGUAUGGCUACGAAGUCAACACCCUCGACGACCCUCUAUUCACUAUUAGCGACAAGGCAAUUGAGACCGGAAUCCCACUUUUGACACCUGAGAAAUCCAUGAUCAUAAAUACAUUUCCCUUUGUCAAAUAUCUCCCGACAUGGUUUCCGGGAACAUCCAUUGUCCGUGAUCUUAUGGUUGCAAAGCAUUGGUCUCGAUUAUAUGUUGACUUUCCUUAUGACUUUACAAUGAAAAAAAUGCUCCGUCUCAGAAGGGUAUCAGCGAUCAAACCCGGCAUUUUCUUGCGUGCUUUCGGAGACGAUAUGAAACAGCGAGGAAAGCGGUCAGAGCAUACCGGCAUACCCCAUGUCUCCGUCGAAGAUGAUGUCUAUGAGGGAUAUUUUAUCCCCAAAGGUUGGUCAAUGUCGCGUGACCCCCGUCGUUAUCCUGAGCCCGAGGCUUUCAAGCCAGAACGAUUCCUAACGAAAGACGGCGAACUAAACGACGAUGACGUGGGGUUCACCUUUGGAUGGGGUCGGCGCAUCUGUCCGGGCCGGUACUCGGCAUCCGCUGCUAUAUGGAUGGCCGUUGCCUCUAUGUUGGCAGCAUACACAUUUGAGAGAGCCAAGGAUGACAACGGUGUAGAGAUUGACCCGAUUCCUGAGUGGAAUGUCGGUGUUACGAGAAACCCAAAACAGCCCCCGCUGCGUGUUGUUCCUAAGUUCAGUCAAUCAAAGCUGGAACAGAUGGUGCAAGAAUGUUGGAGGUUCUGGCGUGAGAAACCAUCGACGCGUUGCAAACGCGUCGCGUCCCUAGCCGAGACCAACGGCCCGACUUUCCCGACAGACCCACCCUUGCCAACGGCGCAGCAGGAUCCAACGUUCGAUAUCCGACUCAGGCCUAAGACACACUCUACAGCGCUUCGAUGA